UUCGGGAUACUAACGCCAUCCCGGGCCUCCGCAACUCGACCCACCUCAACUAGGUGCAAUGGAGGAUGCGAACAACGACGCACGAAUGGACGUUGACGACCCUCAGCCAUCCACCGCUUCCACCAGCCAGGCUCCAGUGGCACGCGCAUCUUCCCUGCCGCCCGUCCUGAACAUCUCAAACAUAGAGGUCGGAUAUGUAUAUUCCACCCUCAUGAUGACACAUACCAACACCCGCGGACACCAUGAAGAACAACCUGACCGCAUCUCGCGCAUCUUCAAUUUACUCAAAGACUCGAAUUGCCUCGCUAAGAUGCGAAGGCUACCAAUCAGGCCUGUUGUUCGCGAAGAAGCUUUGCUUGUCCACAGCGAAGCCCUCUGGGAGAAGAUCCUCGCAAUACAAUCCAUGACGGAGGAAGACAUAGCCGAUUCCGCCGCGUAUUACGACGAACUAUCUCUUUAUGUCCAUUUGACAACUCCGUACUGUGCCAAGCUCAGUGCAGGAGGCGUCAUUGAAGCCGCACUGGCCGUUGCCCGUGGCGAUGUCAGGAAAUCAUUUGCUAUUGUGCGACCACCAGGCCAUCAUGCAGAGCCGGAUGAACAUAUGGGAUUCUGCUUCCUGAAUAACGUAUCUAUUGCUGCAAAAGUAGUACAAUUAAGGACAUCUGUCAAGAGAAUUAUGAUUCUUGACUGGGACGUCCACCACGGCAACGGAACCCAACGGGCGUUCUAUGACGAUCCUUCCGUUCUGUACAUCUCGCUACACAGGUAUGAGGGUGGCUCCUUUUAUCCCAAUGGCCCCUUCGGCAGCAUGGUAUCUUGCGGUCAAGGCCCGGGGCUAGGCUACUCUGUCAACAUCCCUUGGCCUGAGAGAGGCAUGGGCGACGCAGACUAUCUUCUGGCAUUUCAGAAAAUUGUCAUGCCGAUCGCACUGGAGUUUGCUCCUGAGCUGGUCAUCAUCUCAGCCGGCUUCGACGCGGCGGAGGGAGACACACUUGGCGAAUGUCAUGUCUCGCCGACAGGCUACGCCCACAUGACGCACAUGCUGUCCUCCCUAGCCAACGGCAGGCUAGUUGUUGCUCUCGAGGGUGGCUACAAUCUCGACGCAAUAUCUGUCUCUGCAUUAGCGGUCGCCCGAGUAAUAUUGGGCGAGGCCCCUCCCCAGCUAGAGCCCAUGGUGGCUUCCGAGGUAGCGACCGAGACCAUAUGGCAUGUUGCCACGGAGCAGAGCAAGUACUGGAAGAACAUCGAUCCUAAAGCUUGCGAGCCUGUGGAAGAGGUCGAGCCCAUUACAUUCUCAAUACCCGAACUCCUCAAGGCUCACCGGCAAGACUACCUCUUCCGAACUCACAAAAUGCUCGAGAUUCCACUCAUGACUCAAGGCCUCAUCGACCGCUUUAGCAGCCAAGUAGCUUGCACGCCCGAUAUCAUGGAGAACCAGGCGCUAGUAAUCUUCGUCCACGAAUUCGGGAAUCUACGAGUGGAACUCGACUCGGCAAUGUAUUGUGACGUGAACCUGGAACACUCAUAUAUGGUCGAUUGCUCGAAACAGUUGAUUACAUGGGCGAGAUCCGCAGGUUAUGCACUGCUAGAUGUCAAUGUUUACGCGAAACCCUUCGUCAAGUCGAGGGUAAAGACGCCCAACAACCCUGGAGCAGACGUCUUGACAUAUUUGUGGGACAACUACGUCCAACUCACGGCGGCGCGUCGCGUAGUGUUGAUCGGACACGGUCCGGGCUGCGAAGCCCUAAUGGGACUCAUGCGCCAAAGAUCCGUCGGUGUCAUGCGGACAGUCCAAGGUGUUGUCCAGGUUGUCGGCAACCACAGUGUUCCUGUCACUCCCAGUGAUCUUGCCAACCUGCGGCAAUGGUACUUCAAGAACUCCCUCGUAUUUGUGCCAGAGAAUCAUGUGGUAUUCCGCGACAAGAAGCUCAUGCGCAAGCACGGUAACGUCAUGGCCAGCAAGGAGACGAAGCCGAUCAAGCUAAUGAUCCAAGCCUUGCCUGUCAUCGAGAACUUCGUGAUACAGCACCUUGGGCCGGCUCCCAAUGUCGUCAACGGCACUUCCUAGCGAAUUUGGUUAUUAAGAAGGGUCCUAUUUAUUCGUCGAUGCUAUCGUGCUGCUGCA
Rhodofomes roseus is the source of this 2125-nucleotide messenger RNA. Its product is annotated as histone deacetylase complex protein. The record is from RefSeq and is a predicted model, not a curated record. Gene Ontology annotation, molecular function: histone deacetylase activity. Gene Ontology annotation, cellular component: histone deacetylase complex. Bases 59 to 2068 code for a protein of 669 amino acids. Lineage: Eukaryota; Fungi; Basidiomycota; Agaricomycetes; Polyporales; Fomitopsidaceae. Gene Ontology annotation, biological process: chromatin organization. The transcript has 17 exons.